Molecule: messenger RNA, 2089 nt
Organism: Saccoglossus kowalevskii
Lineage: Eukaryota; Metazoa; Hemichordata; Enteropneusta; Harrimaniidae
Product: protein phosphatase 1G-like
Biological process (GO): protein dephosphorylation
Cellular component (GO): nucleoplasm
Molecular function (GO): protein serine/threonine phosphatase activity; cation binding
Source: RefSeq, a predicted model, not a curated record
UAAAAAAGGGUCACAGUGAAAAAACACACGUGGUAUCGUCAGCUUCCUCCUUGGUUUAUGCCACAUUUUCUCUGAUUUCGCAUUUUUUUGACAGAAACUAUCUGGCGAGAUGGGUGCCUAUUUAUCCCAGCCGAUCACAGAGAAAAUAUCCGAAGACAAAACAACCGGUAAAUUAAGUUACGGGGCUUCAAGUAUGCAAGGAUGGCGGAUGUCAAUGGAGGAUGCUCACAAUGCUAUAUUGGAACUGGAUGAAGAGACUGCCAUGUUUGGUGUCUAUGAUGGUCACGGAGGUUCAGAAGUAGCUAUAUAUUGCGCACAACAUUUGCCGGAAAUCAUACAAAACAGCAAAGCAUACAAAGACGGUGACCUUCACAAGGCUUUGGAAGAUGCUUUCAUGGAGUUUGAUGCCGUGUUAACUAAGGAUGAAGUUAUACGAGAGCUGAAACAAAUCGCAGGAACGCUUGAUGAGGAUGAUAAAGAUUCCGAGGAAGCAGCUAUGUUAGCGGAAGAAGCAACCCUACCUCUGUCAGACCUUCUGGCCAAAUAUGGACAACAGCUCAAAGAACAUUCCAAAACCAAAGCACUCAGGAAAAAAGUUAAUCAGGAAGAUCUCCUUUCACCCAUGAUCUCGAAAAGUAAAAGCAAAAUAAAUCCUCUUAUCAAUGAGUUUGAAGGAACUGGGGACACCAAAAUAAAUGGUCAAAAAUCAGACACUAUUGACAGUGCAGACGAAAUAAAAAAUGAACACAAUGAUUCCAAGGAAAAGGGUGACAUUGAAAGUGGGGUUUCAGAAACAGACUGUGUCACACCAAAAAAAUGCAAUGGUAAAAGUCAUCCAGAGAUUUCAAAUAAGACUGUGGAGAAUAAUGCAGGUAAAACACAGAAUGAGAAAGAUGCUAAGCCAGGCGGAUCAACAGCUGAAAAUGGCGAUGUUGAUGAGGAUGAGGAUGAUGAAGAUUACAAAGAAGGGCAAGAUCAUGUUGAAGAUGAGGAUGAAAAUGAUGACGAAGCGGAGGAUGAUGACGAUGACGACGACGAUGAUGAAGAUGACGAUGAGGAAGGCGAGGAGGAUAGCAGUGAAGAAGAAGAGGAAGCAACAGGCCGUCAACGUAGCGGUGUCUUUUCAGAACAAGAAGAGCCUGGCAGCGACAGUGGCUGCACAUGCGUUGUUGCUUUACUUCGAGGGAACCAAUUAAUUGUGGGAAAUGCAGGUGACUCAAGAUGUAUUGUUUCCAGGUCAAACAAAGCAAUUGAUCUAUCCAUUGACCACAAACCAGAAGAUGAGCUAGAAAGAAAACGCAUUGAGAAAGCCGGCGGUAAAGUCACCAUGGACGGGAGAGUGAACGGUGGACUCAAUAUGUCACGAGCUCUAGGUGAUCAUUGUUACAAGAAGAACUCGGCUCUUCCCGCCAAAGAACAAAUGAUAUCAGCAUUCCCAGACAUACAGACAUUGACCUUGACUCCUGAAGAUGAAUUUAUGGUUGUUGCCUGCGAUGGCAUUUGGAACGUCAUGAGCAGUCAAGAGGUCGUUGAGUUUGUGAAAUCGCGACUUGACAUGAAAGAUGAUGAGAACAAACCGAGAACAUUAUCGUCAAUAUGUGAAGAGAUGUUCGAACACUGCAUAGCACCAGACACGAUGGGAGACGGUACUGGAUGCGAUAACAUGACUUGCGUUAUCAUCAGGUUAAACACGUCAUCACCAAUCGGUAUAGACCAAUCAAUGAUAGGUACUAAAAGACCCGCCGGCGAAGACACAGCCUCCCCAGCAAAGAGAACUAAAGUCUAAUAAUGUGUUUCAAUAUAAAUUAAUUUUGUAACAAAAUUCGGAAAUGUUUGGCAGGCGUGUGUUGGGUACUAUUUUAUAAGCAGUGGCGGCCCUAUUCAAACUUUUCUGCAACCCCAUUUUCAAUUUGUUCUUGUUCUUGUUGUAGUUUGACAAAUUGCAUUAAUUUGUCUGCAGUAUAGACCAAUCGCACACAUGGCAUCUUUGACUAUUUAACCUUUUCACCGCCUGACUUUCUCGCCCAAAUUAUUCUGCACUUUUUUCUUAUAUUCUUCAAUAUUUCUGGAAAUGAUCCCUAAUUUUGGA